Molecule: messenger RNA, 3930 nt
Organism: Erinaceus europaeus (western European hedgehog)
Lineage: Eukaryota; Metazoa; Chordata; Mammalia; Eulipotyphla; Erinaceidae
Gene: CEP76
Product: centrosomal protein 76
Exons: 12
Coding region: 348-2333 (661 amino acids)
Source: RefSeq, a predicted model, not a curated record
CAGCGAUGGAAGGCCAGGUUGCCAGGCUGGAGAUUCUGGCCAGACAAAGACUGGGUGUGCCGAAGUAGCGGGGUGCGGACCCUGACAGGAGACCCGUAGGUGGCGCUGGGCAUCAGGCAGGACGAAGGACAGCCCUGCGGUCUCGCGAGCCGCCGCCGUUUGAAAACAACAGUUGGGGCGCCGCCGCCACCGCCGCCGCCGCCACUCUGCCCGGGCGCCCGCCCUGCUCUCGUCCUGACGCGGCGUGGCGCCUCCGGGGAGCAGCGCGAGGCUGGCGGACGCGCCGGCUCAGAGCGACUAGCGAUCCUCGGCCAGCUGGGGCGUCUGGAGUCGGGGCCAGCGCCAGCAUGUCGCUGCCUCCGGAGAAAGCGUCCGAGCUGAAGCAGCUCAUCCACCAGCAGCUGAGUAAGAUGGAUGUCCACGGCAGAAUAAGAGAAAUCCUGGCCGACACCAUACGGGAAGAGUUGGCGCCUGACCAGCAGCAGUUAUCAACAGAAGAUUUGAUCAAAGCCCUCAGACGUCGGGGGAUCAUCGAUGACGUGAUGAAGGAACUUAACUUCGUUACUGACAAUGUUGAUCAAGAACUCCCUCCCUCCCCGAAACAACCUGUCUGUUUUACUGACAAACAAUCAACGUUGUUAAGAAAAACUAAUAUUGAUCCAACACGGAGGUAUCUUUACCUUCAGGUUUUGGGUGGAAAAGCUUUCUUGGAACAUCUGCAAGAACCUGAGCCCUUGCCUGGACAAGUCUGUUCAACUUUUACUUUAUGUUUACACUUUCGAAACCAACGUUUUCGUUCUAAACCCGUUCCAUGUGCCUGUGAACCAGAUUUUCAUGAUGGCUUUUUACUUGAAGUCCACAGAGAAAGUUUAGGUGAUGGAACUAGGAUGGCUGAUUCAACAACAAUGUUAUCAAUAAGUGACCCAAUUCAUAUGGUAUUAAUCAAGACAGAUAUAUUUGGCGAGACCACUUUAGUAGCAUCAUAUUUCCUCGAAUGGCGGUCAGUUUUGGGUUCAGAAAACGGAGUAACCAAUCUUACAGUGGAACUUAUGGGUGUAGGUACAGAAUCCAAAGUUUCUGUGGGAAUUUUAAAUAUAAAACUUGAGAUGUAUCCAACACUCACUCAAACAUUAUCUCAGGAAGUAGUGAACACACAGCUUGCUUUGGAGCGACAGAAAACUGCAGAGAAAGAGCGAUUAUUUCUUGUUUAUGCCAAGCAGUGGUGGAGAGAAUAUUUGCAGAUUCGACCAUCACACAACUCACGUCUGGUUAAGAUUUUUGCACAGGAUGAAAAUGGAGUGAAUCGACCAGUCUGUUCCUAUGUUAAACCACUUCGGGCUGGGCGACUUCUGGAUACUCCAAGGCAAGCGGCAAGAUUUGUUAAUGUCCUUGGUUAUGAAAGAGCCCCUGUUAUUGGAGGAGGAGGUAAACAGGAGCAGUGGUGCACUCUGCUGGCCUUUCUCUGUAGAAACAAGGGUGAUUGUGAAGAUCAUGCUAACCUUCUGUGCAGUCUUCUGCUUGGAUAUGGAUUAGAAGCCUUUGUCUGUGUUGGGACUAAGGCAAAAGGAGUACCUCAUGCCUGGGUUAUGACUUGUGGAACUGAUGGAACCAUUACUUUUUGGGAGAGCUUAACAGGACACAGGUAUAUCCACAAACCUGUCAAUCCUGCUGAGUCUCCAGUUGCUGAGCAGCCCAAACCAUUGUACCCAUAUCGAACGAUUGGUUGUGUUUUCAAUCAUCAGAUGUUCUUGGGGAAUUGUCAGCCCUCUGACUCAGUAGAAAUUUGUGUAUUUGACCUGAAUGAUGAAUCCAAAUGGAAGCCCAUGAGUGAAGAAGCAAUCAAAUCUGUGUGCGCUCCGGGAGCCACAACAUCUCUCCCUCCCUUCCCGCCACUGUGUGCGUCCACGAUUGACGCUUCUGUGACAAGUAAUGAAAUAGAAAUGCAGCUAAGACUACUAGUAUCAGAGCACAGGAAGGAUCUUGGCCUCACUACAGUUUGGGAAGACCAGCUUUCCUAUCUUUUGUCACCGGCUUUGGCUUCUUAUGAAUUUGAGCGAACCACAAGUAUAUCUGCAGGCAAUGAAGAAUUCCAAGAUGCCAUAAGAAGAGCUGUACCUGACGGCCACACAUUUAAAGGAUUUCCAAUCCACUUUGUGUAUAGAAAUGCAAGACGAGCAUUUGCCACAUGUCUUAGGUCUCCAUUCUGUGAAGAAAUAAUCUGUUGCCGUGGAGACCAAGUGCGACUGGCAGUUCGCGUCCGAGUGUUUACUUACCCCGAAUCUGCAUGUGCUGUUUGGAUCAUGUUUGCUUGUAAAUAUCGCUCGGUAUUGUAAGGCUAAUAUUUUUCUAAGAAAGUAGCCUGGGUUUUGUUGGAAUUUUACACAUUGUACAUUACUGACUGUUUUGAGGUUCCUUAUUUUAAAGUCACAAUCUAGUUGUCAUAGUUCAGUGUUGUAUAUAUCUGUAGUAUUUGGAAAUAAUCAUGAAGUGUGCAUUUAAAAAUUAAGGAUGAAAAAUAUGUAUAGAUUUAAGCGGCAUUUAGUAUAAAUUAAGUAUAUAUUCUAUUUUAAUAAAUGCUAAUUUGCUUACAGGUACUCAGUAGUUUGAAUAAGUAGUUUUCUUUGCAAUAACCAGUGAAAUACUUAUUUAGGGGUUUAAAUCAUAUUAUGAUCAUUAUUUUUCAUGGAUUAAUGGGGCUAUUUUGUACAAAUUAAGAGAAAUAAACCUUUCUGCAAACUUAAUCAUCACACAGAUAAGAAUGUGCUUUUAUUGUUUAUCUGUGCCAUAGGGAUAUUUUAGGCUUUCUAGAGACAUAUGGAAAAGUUUGACACAAGAGUAGGAAAAACUAAUAGCAGAAAAGCAUAAAUAUUAAUCUUAUAAAAAGUAAUUUAUAAAUAUUUGUUCUGUUUGUUGAAAAUGACUUGCAUAUUUCGGAAGAAGUCAUCAUACCCUUCUGUUAGGAAGCUGAUAAAUUGUUCUCUGUGAUCAAUAUUGAUAACAAACUUUUUUCUUUUUGAGCUCAGCUCUGGUUUAUGGUGCCCAGGAUUGCACCUGGGCCCUAGAGCCCUCAGGCAUGAAGGUCUUUUCUGUAGCCACUGUGCUCUCUCCUGACUGCUAAUUCAGUUUGAAAGUCUGCUGCUGGCUUUCUGUUGUCAGGGGAAUUCAUACACUGAUAUCUCUUUGUUGAUUCCUUGUUCUGAAGCCAAAUGUUUUCUGUCUUUUGAUCGCGGUAAAAACAUCAGUGUAUUGUGACUAAUAUGUGUUAAAUCAAAAUCAUUGCCAGAGACCACUGAAAACAAACCUACGUGUUUCCAUGCUGAUCUUUGUUUUAAAACUGAGUUGGCUUUGAAAGUGGUCAUUGAAAAGAUCACAGCGGUUUGAUUUUGUGGGUAACUUCUGAAUAUAAGUGAUCGGCUGAGGAACACUGACUGUUGAUCAGCUGCUUCAUCCUUUGUCUUGCUGAGAAGGUGACUGUGUUCCAGAUGGCUGUGCAGGUUCUGUUCAUCACAUAAUUCCACUAUUGCAGAGAAAUGAUUUAAAUGGCUUUACAAAAUUAAAAUGUAAACUCACUCUAUUAUUUACUUUGUUUAUUUUUAUCUAUGACAAAUAUUUAUUAUUUAACUUAUUCAAAAGUUCUGAGAUUACUUGACUGUUUUUUUUGAAAGCUGUAAUCAGAUGUUUCUUGUGAAACUUAUAUAACGUUAGAGGAUUUGCAAAAUAAGAAAAUGAUUUGAUUCUGUUGCCGUUAUUCCUAAAGAGAAAAUGACUCAUAUAAUUUUCAGCUUUUGGAACUAUUUAAGUGCCACAUAUUAAGCAAAUUCAGUAAGAUCAAGACUGUAUUUUUGAGGCUGGGCUUUCUGCCCUACUGUAUCUGAAUGACAUAGGUACAGGCAUUAGCAUAAAUUCUAAAAUAAAUCUGCUUUUUAUGCA